This is a messenger RNA of Microthlaspi erraticum, 864 nucleotides long. NCBI's taxonomy places the organism in Eukaryota, Viridiplantae, Streptophyta, Magnoliopsida, Brassicales, Brassicaceae. The record is from the annotation of a GenBank genome assembly.
AUGUUUUCUUCUCUCCGUCUACUUGUUUCCUGCAAACAUGGUGCGAAUCAGGCGGCGAACUUUCUCCGGAGGUCAGGGCCAUCUAGACGAAUCCAAGCAUUCAAUUACAGCAAAUCAACAAGAAAUAGCAGCCAUGGAAAGGCAGAUUCUAACAACCCUCCAUUUCCUAUAAGAACUCAAGCACAAGCUCAAGCUCAAGCCUCUCCUCCUUCUCGUGCUCGUUAUGCUGCUCCAGCCCUUUUGCUUGGAUUUGCUGGAUUCAUCUCGUUUCUUCAUUACAACGAUGAAAGGAGAGCAGUUCCUAAAGGUCAACCAAGCACGAGCAGCAAUAGUGGUUGUGGAUGUGGCUCGAAUACAACCGUGAAAGGUCCGAUCAUCGGAGGUCCAUUCACGCUUAUGAGUACACAAAACACGGUAGUCACUGAGAAAGACUUUAGUGGUAAAUGGGUGCUACUCUACUUUGGAUACUCGUUUUCCCCUGAUGUUGGACCUGAGCAAUUGAAGAUGAUGUCAAUAGCUGUUGAUAAUCUAGAGUCUAGUCAUAACCAGAAGAUUAUGCCUGUCUUUGUCACUCUUGACCCUUUACGAGAUACACCUUCUCAUCUCCACGCUUACUUGAAAGAGUUUGACAGUAGAAUACUUGGAAUCACUGGGUCUUCAAGUGCAGUGAGACAAAUGGCACAGGAGUAUCGUGUUUUUUUCAAAAAGGUUCAAGAAGAUGGAGACGAUUAUCUCGUUGAUACUUCUCACAACAUGUACUUGUUGAAUCCGAAGAUGGAGGUUGUGAGAUGCUUUGGGGUUGAGUAUAAUCCAGAUGAGCUCUCACGAGAGGUUCUUAAAGAAGUUACUUCCGUCUCACAGUGA